GUUGACGAUUUAUCUGACAGUCAGUUUCAAACGGGGGAAAUUAUUUUAAUUCGGUUCUUUUUUGGUUUAUAAUAAUUAUAUUGUGCAUGAAAUAAAUUGUAAUUAAUGUUAUUUAAUGCAACAUCACAAUUGAAAUCUUUCAUAAAGUUAUUAACAAAAGGUAACAAAAUUCGCCCUUACACAAUGGCUAUGGACACAGACAGUGAUAACAGUUGGAGAGGUGUUCCUUUGACGGAGUUAUAUGGUUCACAAUCGCCGUGGGGCGCUCCUGAAUUCCCGCUAGUUUCGCCGUCAUACAACCAUGCAGUUUUGUAUCAUGUGCCUAGUAGUGGAUGCGUUGCGGCUGAUAGGCCUCCGAAGCCGCAGAUCGGGCAGGACAAAUGGGACUCUGAGCACGUGAGGAUGCCCUUCUCGAGCCACAGUUUAUAUCCUGUCGAAAAUGAGAAUGGUGAGACACGUUUGAAGAAGCGUUGGGAAAUAAUAGAGAAUGCUCUAUCUAAGCCAAUACGGAACAGUCAAGACUUGGCCAAUGCAAUACUGAGCUAUAAUACUAAGUUCAGGAAUAGUUGGAAAUUCAGAGGCUUGCAUAAACUCUUUAAUGAGUAUGUGGAAGAAGAAGAAGCGCAGUAUUUCUUUGAUGUAACUCUGCCUGAGAUUGCUAAACUUGCUUUAGCUCUACCAAAACUAGUUCAAGCACCUAUACCAUUGUUGAAGCAACACAAGAAUCGUUCAGUAUCUCUCUCACAGCAACAGAUAGCAAGUCUUCUGGCCAAUGCCUUCUUCUGCACGUUUCCUAGAAGAAAUUCCACUAAGAAAACAUCAGAAUAUGCCUCAUAUCCCUUCAUUAAUUUUAACACAUACAGAUUUUACGAGAUAACGGAUUCAGACUCAAACAUGGAGAAACUGAAAUGCAUCUGCCAUUACUUCAGAAGAGUGGUUACUAAAGUACCUGUCGGGACGAUGACGUUCACGCGCCGCUCGGUGCGGGAGCUGCCCGUCUGGCACAGCAGUCACCGGCUGCUGGGGUCCUUGCCUCUACAUGUAGACCCCAAGCAUACUAUUGAAGAUGCCGAGUCUUUGAUACAAGUGGACUUUGCUAAUAAGUAUCUUGGUGGUGGUGUACUAGGUCACGGAUGUGUUCAAGAGGAGAUCCGCUUCGUCAUAUGUCCUGAGCUGAUGAUAUCUAUGCUGUUCACUGAAGUUCUCAGGCCUAAUGAAGCUCUUAUGAUGAUUGGUUGCGAGCGCUACAGCCGCUACACAGGCUACGGACACACGUUCCAAUUCGCGGGCGACGCUUGUGACGCCACUCCGCGCGACUCGUCCGCGCGGCGCCGCUGCGCCGUGCUCGCGAUAGACGCCGUGCCCUACGCUGCGAGGCUGCACGAGUUCCGCAGGGACGCGGUCACUAGGGAGCUUAAUAAGGCAUGGGUGGGCUUCUCAUUCGACACGGACCCUACUUCAGAAGGCCUACAAUACCCCGGCGUGGCGACUGGGAACUGGGGCUGCGGGGCCUUCGGCGGCACCCCGCACCUCAAGAGCCUGCUGCAGCUCAUGGCCUGUGCUCAGGCGAGGAGGCCUAUGGCGUACUUCACCUUCGGAGAUACCCAGUUACGAGAUGAUAUCGUGAAUGUCUAUAAUUUGUUAGCGAGGUUCAAUGUUACUGUUGGUCAGCUAUACAAGUACAUAGUGAAGUUCGCCCAAGAGAAGAAUGUUCUGACGUCACUGCAUCAGUACUUGGAGCACGUCGUUAAGGAUGCGAAGGAGCCCCCGCCUCGUGUGAAAGAUGAUGUUAUGGAGACUAGUAUAUCAGAGUCAAUACCGGUAACAUCAACAGCUAUAGAAAGCGAGCUCUCGAAUAACUCCCCUGACCUAUUCUCACAAGACGAGAUGGACCAAUCCUUGAUAGAAGUCACCAUGCAAUCGGAACAGACAGACAUACAAACAAUACCCGAUACAAACAAACAAAUGCCAGAAGCAAAGAAAGAAAUUGCAGAGACAAAGAAAAUUGAACCCAAUCCCCAGCCCAGAAAGUCGUUAUUCGAUGCAAUGUCAGAAAUGGAAAAUGGUGAUUUAAAGAAGGUUCAAGGUAAUGUUAGAAGGAAUUCGCUUUUGUGUGAUAGUAACUCUUCAAUGGAUCAUCAAACUUCUGAGCCACUUUCGGAAAAGAAAAAGAAGACUAAGAAAAUCACGGAUUUUUUCAGUAAGAAAUAAUUUUAUUUAUUUCUGUUCAUAAUGAUCCAAAUUGCUAAGUUAUAACGCGAUAGUGGCAACGUUAUGUAAUAUUUCCACUAUUUUCACAGUGUAAUGUUUUAUCCUAUUUUUAUUUAUUUAUGAACUGACCAGAUGAAAAAAAUAUAGGCACUAUUAUUACGAGAUAAUACAUAUUUCAUGUAAUUUGCAUUUAUUUAUAUCAAUAUAUGUUAAAACUAAUGUUACCCGUUUUUGCAGGACAUUAAGGGUUCCGUAAACUUAAUAUAUAUUUUUAUGUAGUUGAAAAUUCAAAUUAGUCAAAUUCUAUUCUAUGUCUUAAAUUGUUAUUGAAAUUCUAGAAUUUUGCAUAAUAUGGUGAAAAAUUAUCAAAAUGCAACUCACAUUGAGUCAAAACUUAGUUGGAAAUUUAACUUACCAAGUAUUGUAAUCGAUACUUGGUACAUCACUAUUAUUUAGAUAUGUGCCUAAUUGAAGCUCUAUUUUAAAACUCUAGUAUCUUUUUGAAAAAAUGAUUUUCAAAAAUGAUAUCAUAAUAUUAUUUUUGUAUAGUAGCAAAAUUAUUUACUGACACUGUACUAGCACUACACAUAUGCAACUGAUUAUAUUAUUAUUUAUUCAAUAUUUAUAUUUAAAAAUAUUCUGAGCGUUAUGAACUAUAUCAAUGUAUUUUUUCUAAAACAUUGUACCUGAUAUUUUCACUGUUAAUGUCUUAGGAAAACGAUAAAUAAAACACGUACCAUAAUAUAA
Molecule: messenger RNA, 2958 nt
Organism: Helicoverpa zea (corn earworm)
Lineage: Eukaryota; Metazoa; Arthropoda; Insecta; Lepidoptera; Noctuidae
Gene: Parg
Product: poly(ADP-ribose) glycohydrolase
Exons: 12
Coding region: 106-2211 (701 amino acids)
Biological process (GO): nucleotide-sugar metabolic process; carbohydrate metabolic process; ATP generation from poly-ADP-D-ribose
Cellular component (GO): cytoplasm; nucleus
Molecular function (GO): poly(ADP-ribose) glycohydrolase activity
Source: RefSeq, a predicted model, not a curated record